AUGUUAAAACGACGCUUACUUAAUACUAAUUUUGUCAAAUUCUAUUCAACCUAUAAAACUGUUAGUGUUGGACAACCAUUCACAGCAUUGCAUCGUAUUUAUAUAGAAAGAGAUGGUAAAGUCGUUUCACCGUUUCAUGAUAUUCCACUUUAUGCAAAUAAACUACAAAAAGAUAUUGUAAAUAUGGUGGUUGAAAUUCCUCGUUGGACGAAUGCUAAAGUAGAAAUUUCUACAGGAGAAAAAUGGAAUCCCUUGAAACAAGAUAUCAAGAAAGGAAAGCCGAGAUUUGUACGUAAUUGUUUUCCUUUUAAAGGUUAUAUCUGGAAUUAUGGUGCAUUACCCCAGACAUGGGAAGAUCCAAGUUUUGUUCAUACAGAAACUAAUGCUAAAGGUGAUAAUGAUCCAAUCGAUGCUAUUGAGAUAGGUGAAGACAUAGGAAAACGAGGUGAAAUAAAGCAAGUGAAAAUACUAGGCAUUAUGGCUAUGUUAGAUGAAGGAGAGACAGAUUGGAAAGUAAUCACGAUUGAUACAAAGGACCCUAUGGCUUCAAAACUAAAUGAUGUAAAUGACAUUGAAAAGUAUUAUCCUGGUUUACUUGAUGCUACACGAACAUUCUUUAGAGUCUAUAAAGUUCCAGACGGCAAACCAGAAAAUUCGUUUGCUUUCAAUGGUGAAUGCAAGAAUAAAGAAUAUGCAAAAGAAAUAGUAAAUGAAACACAUGAAGCAUGGCAGAGGUUAAUAAGAGGAAAUGUACCGAAUACAACCGAGAGUUAUAAACUGAAUGUGUAA
Messenger RNA from Cokeromyces recurvatus, 789 nucleotides. Its product is annotated as inorganic diphosphatase. NCBI's taxonomy places the organism in Eukaryota, Fungi, Mucoromycota, Mucoromycetes, Mucorales, Mucoraceae. Bases 1 to 789 code for a protein of 262 amino acids. The transcript is spliced from 5 exons. Gene Ontology annotation, cellular component: cytoplasm. Gene Ontology annotation, biological process: phosphate-containing compound metabolic process. Gene Ontology annotation, molecular function: inorganic diphosphate phosphatase activity; magnesium ion binding. The record is from RefSeq and is a predicted model, not a curated record.